GUGAAGCACUUUACAUGUCAAAAACAGCUGUCCUGAGCAGUCGCGAGCACCUGGGGACCAGAUGCCACGGCCCAUCAUCUGAGCUCUGGAUGUGUGCACGAGCGCGCAGGUGUCAGGAUCACCGUGUGACGGACGGGGAGGGAGUGACGUCAUCGAGGGGGCACCAACGAGUUUUGCCAAAGAAAAGCUUGUAGAUUCACAGUGGAAAAGGGGCGCUGGGAAACCAACACAUGCUGUGGGUCUCAAAUGAACGCUCUCUCGGCGGUUUCUCCCGGUGACGCUAUCGCGGGGAAUGCAUGAGAAGCGUGACACAUAGCUGCGUGAGGAGCAUGGAGGGUACAGGACAGCCUGGAGCCGGAGACGCCUCUCACAGGCAAUGCCCAAAUGCUCUUCUCUAAGUCAUGGCCUGGCAGAAUACAUCCCAGUUUCGAUAUGGCUUUGACCUGGGGGGACAUUACCAGGAUCUGCGUCCUCUUGGCGCGGGAGCGUCCGGCCUCGUCCUGUCUGCGGUGGACAGGCGCAGCGGUCUGUGUGUGGCGGUUAAGAAGCUGGUCAUGCGAGAUGCCGUCAGUGUAAAACACGCUCUGAGAGAGGUGAAGAUCACCCGCCACCUGCAGCAUGAGAACAUUGUCAGGGUGUAUGACGUGAUGGGCCCGUCCGGUCACCCUUUACCUCUCAACUUUACCCAUGUGUCAGCAAUAUACAUAGUGCAAGAGUGUAUGGAAACUGACCUGGCACGAUUACUGGAGCGAGGGCCGCUGCCAGCAGAACACGCCACCCUGCUCUUUUAUCAGCUGCUUCGUGGGCUCAAGUUCAUCCACUCGGCAAACGUACUGCACCGUGACCUCAAGCCAGCGAACAUCUUUAUCAACACAGAGCAAAUGCUGCUGAAGAUCGGAGACUUCGGCCUGGCUCGCAUUGUGGACCCACAUUACUCUCACAAGGGAUAUCUGUCAGAGGGAAUGGUCACUAAAUGGUACCGUUCACCGAGACUGCUGCUGUCUCCAAAUAACUACACUAAAGCAAUUGAUAUGUGGGCCGCAGGCUGCAUUCUGGCUGAGAUGCUCACAGGCCGCAUGCUGUUUGCAGGUGCUCAUGAACUGGAGCAGAUGCAGCUGAUUUUGGACACCGUGCCUGUUAUUAGAGAGGAGGACAGACAGGAACUUCUGAAGGUCAUGCCCUCAUUUGUAGGUCAAGGGUGGGAGGUCAAGAAGUCACUAAGAAAACUAUUGCCAGAGGUGGAGGACAAGGCCAUUGAUUUUCUGGAGUGCAUCCUCACCUUUAAUCCCAUGGACCGACUGACAGCAGAAGAGGCUUUGUCUCACCCACACCUGCAGAGAUACUCGUGUCCUCAGGACGAGCCUGUCUCCCUGCAGCCUUUUCGCAUAGAGGACGAGCUAGAGGACAGUCUGGUCACCGAGCACGGCCAUGCACUCAGCUCCCACUGGGACAGGUUUGAUGGGAGUUUGUCGUCAGAUGUUUAUUGGCCGCAGCAGGAGCAGUGUGGCUGCAUGCAGAGCGUCUCUGAACUGGGAGAGGCGGAAGAUGAAGAAGUUCAAAGAGAUCCACGAGCGAGUUCAACGGCCCACAUCGAGGAGGUUCAGGUAGACCCUCGCAAAUACUCCCACAGCAGCUCCGCAGAGCGCUUCCUGGAGCAGUCGCACUCGUCUCUGGAGCGCAUCUGCGGUCAGUUCACGGAGCUGGACUGUGGCCGCUCCUGCGAUUACAAAGUGGGCUCUCCGUCCUACCUGGACAAGAUUGCGUGGCGGGAAGGGAAGCCGCAGCACUACUCUGAACCCAAGCUAAUACUGGACCUGUCUCACUGGAGGCAUAACACCAUGUCUGCUCCGAGAGGGGGCAGCGUGGAGAAGCCUCUCGUCGAGCCUGGAGAUCUGUUCCAGGAGAUCUCGCGCUGGGUGGAGAGCACACAGUCUGGUCUCCACUCACCUGGUUCUCCUCAAGAACCACUCACCUCCCCGUGCUCCCCUCCUCAACCUCUAUCUCCCACAAUGCUGCCUCAUUCUCAAAUGCAAAUCGCGGGGGCUUUGCAACUGACCAGCCCUCACGACAGCAGGAGGAGUCCUAACCCAUUCUUCUCCGCACCUCCUUCUCUGCUGCCCACUUCACCUUCCUCUCCUCAUCACAGUUCAUCCGAUUACCUGUCCUUCUCCAUUCGUUGCGAGAACGAUGCAGAGCCAUCGCAGAUAGAUCCUUCCAGAGAAGAACAUUUUGAUCUGGAUGUGUUUAUCUCUCAGGCUCUGAGGCUCUGUAGUCAGAGCGAGGUUCUGGUGGAGAACCCAGACGCUCCUGAAUCGGGAAGCAUUAGUCAUGUUCGUAACGUCGCAGAUCACAGACCCUCCAGAACUCUAACGCCGGAGAUGGUCAAGGCUCAUGGAUAUCAUAAAGAGCACUGGUAGAGGAUAUCUUUGACUUUUUAUUUAAUGAUACUGAAGAUGUUUGGCAAUAAUGAAUGUGAAUACUUUUGGGGACUUUUUGAGAAUGUUGUUUUAUUACCCGAAGCUAUGAUUCUGUAUUCCACCAGAAAUCUAAAGUAUUUACCCCUAGAUUGUGGAUUGCUUGACAGGAAAACAUCUGAGAUCUCAAGAUGGGAUUUGAUUGGAGCCUUGAGGGCACAUGGUGAUGGGGGGGGGGGGGGGUUGUUUUUGCAAGACAUCUGUGUGUUCUCAUUUGAUUUCCGGCAUUUCAGUUAAGUAUUCCAUAUUCCAUUUCAAAUCUCUUAAUCUUUUUGGUGAAUACAUUUAAAGCUAAAUUAUAAACUGUGCAAGUCUCUUAUAAAAAUGUGCAAGUAUUUUUUUUCCUCCCAACAAAUAUCUCUGCAGGAGCUCUGGAAAAAUGAAACAAAUGUUUUAUUUUAAUGUUACUCAAAGCAUUGAGCAAGAGAGAAGGCUGUCUUUUAAUUGUCGUUAAAUAACUUUAGUCUGGAACAGAUAUUUAGUUUAUUGUCAGAACUUUAUUAAAUAAUUAAAAGAAGGGUGUAACGGAAGCGAUUUUUGGCAAACCUUUGGCUGAAAUUCUUUUAAUGCCAGUCACAUAUUAUCUGUGCAUUGGGCUUUUCUACAGUUUUUUUUCCCCAAAUGGAUCUUACAAUAGUUGGCCAAACAGUCCCACCACAAAAACUCACACCAUUGGUUGCGGUGUUAUAGAAAAGUAAAAAAUAAAAUAAAAAAGACAUUCCAAAGGAAAACCAACACCUUCAACUUUAAAACCAAAAUCACCAAAUUAAAACAGGAGAUCGGCAUAUUGUUAUUCUUUGUAAUUUUAAUUCCCAUAAUUUAAUUAGUUAAAAUGCAUACAACUUUCACAAAAUGUUCCAAAAAGAAAGAAAACAGCAAUACAGUACAUAUGCAGAUAAGGGGGUUUUGUUUGAAUUCCAGCCCUGUCUUAAGAUGGUCCCAGACAGUUAACAGCAUAGCAUUCACAUCAUGGCGAUAGAAACGACACACAGCGGGCAAUCAGCAGGCCAGCAGAGGAUUGGGCUACAUUCUAUUUUCAAGUGCAGAUAAGAACAUGGAAACUUCAUAAAUGAUAUUAGUGCACUACGGGAGAAUGUCGCUAGGCUGCCAAGAACAGUUAUAAAACCUUUUAUCAACACACUGGUUGUGGAUAUGAAUGAUUUUGUUUCAGUAAGUCUAUAGUGAUCUGUUUGGAUUUGUCCAAUCAUAACAUGUCCAUCUAAAAACACAGAAUGGCUUUGAUUUUUUUGACAUUUAUUUAACGCAAUAGUGGUUAACACUGGAUUUUUUCCAAUAUGUAACUCGUAUGGCCAAAUUCUGUGGCCAAACUGCAGCCUCAUGUUCGGUUACGCAAAUACCUGAACGCAGACGCGAUUCCAAAUUUCAACACAACUCUCAGCAACAGCUGUAAAAUAGUGUAAAUUUCUUACAGAUCAACUACUUUCAUGAUGCAGCAACAAUUAAAAGAGAAUCUCAUUCUAACAUUAAUUGCAACUUUCCUGAAUAUUAACACAUUAAAGGGAAAGUUCACCUUCAGUUGCACAGUGUUUUUGUCUUUUAAUCCCUUUAAGUUUAAUGUCAGAUACAUUUAAAAAUUCAAUUCAAGUAGGGAGGUUUGUUAGCGUGAAAUCAAAUUUACAAGAGCUUAUGCGCGUUGGUAGAGUGACAAGCAUCUGCGUUCACAUACUUGUGUAAAGAAUAUGUUUUGGCAUUUGUCUUUUUUUUUUAACUGCGCAAGUGGCAGAUUUCGCUGGCGUGCCGAUGUAAAACAAAAGUUGUACUGGAUCUUGCCGUGCCAUAAAUUCUAAACGGUGUGUCGCCACUGCUGGUGGAGGUCCGAUUGACCACAUUCUGGCAGCUCAAUAUUGCAUUUCAGGGAAACAAAAUUACAAAGUUUUCAAAAGUUAAUCAUGAAAAUUUUUUAUUCACAAACACUCGCUCUCACACUAGUAGGGAGAGACGUCCCUGGACGAGAAAAAAAAAAACUAUGGAUAUAUGGAACCAAUCCACAUUAAGAUCACCUGCCUGAACUUCUUACACUCUUUUUGCAAUAUAACCAUCUUUAAGAAAUUGUUCAGUGGUAUUCAGCACUGAAUCUUCUUAUUAUAGUUACUGGCACUUCAACAUAAUCGAUGCUCAGGAGUCCAGUUUACUCUCCAUGUGAGAAGUCACCACCCAGGUAGAACUUAUAUAUGUAGAAAAAUAUAGUUUAAUGAAAUUUAUAUCUAUUCAUUUCUUUAAUUAUUAUUUUUUUAAUCAUAUCCACCAUGUAAAGUACUACAUAUAGCAGUGUGAUGUAACACAGGAUCAUUAUGAUUCACACUGCUAAAACACAAAAUGACAUGAAACACCUUUGCGCAAUGCCUGGUUAUUUCAUAUUUAAUUUGUGAUUCAUAGUUAGUUGAUUGGCAUUUUUAGGCAACUUGCAAUGAGUUAUUCUACAAUAUGAUUACAAUGUAAACACCACAGUACUGAAGUUACUGUAUCCAACAAACAGUAAAGCACAACAUUACAAGGCAAAUGGCCAUAUAAGCAUAGCUUUGUUCUUGAUGAAAAAUAAAAACAAAAGUAAUACACAGAAAAAGAAAGAAAAGAAAGAAAGAGCAACACUUUGCAUUGGUUCAAAGCCACACAUUUGUAGUCUCCAAAUCUGGUUACUAUCCCGAAGCAGAUUACGACAAACAUCUAAGCCCAGUUCAAAUGAUAAUCACAUGGACAUUUUUGGGCUUAAAUCACGAGACUUUUUGGUUUCUUGUGGGUUCAGGGCCACAAAAAGUUUGUUACAUAUUGACCUUCCGUUAAAUGACACAUUUGUGCCACUGAAUCUCAUCCUGACCUGAUAAACCUCAAUGUGAUAUCAGUACUGAAGGCUUUAUCAAGUAGAUGAAUGCUGAUAUGACCCUGACCCAUAGAAAGACCCGGUGUCUAACACUGCCUCUCAACACAUCAUAUAGAUUUACCCACUUCACUUAUGUUUGUGCUGGUAUUAUGGGUUCAUGUGAAGUGAUUUUGGCUGUCCUGGCACAUACAGGUAUUUAUAUUGGCAUCAUCCGUUGGGCUCGAAGAACAUUAUACACUAUUGCUAGACUGAACUACUAGCAUCCUGUCUCAACAUUAUAGUCAACUGAUUACUUUUGUUUGAAUAUUGUUUAGAUGAUUACAAACACUGUCAAAGAGUAUGGCAAUUUAACUUGACCAUCACAAUGUUUGGCUAUUAAUCUUCUAAAAAAGAGAGAGAGAGAGA
Carassius auratus (goldfish) is the source of this 5718-nucleotide messenger RNA. Its product is annotated as mitogen-activated protein kinase 4-like. Bases 402 to 2417 code for a protein of 671 amino acids. Gene Ontology annotation, biological process: protein phosphorylation. NCBI's taxonomy places the organism in Eukaryota, Metazoa, Chordata, Actinopteri, Cypriniformes, Cyprinidae. The record is from RefSeq and is a predicted model, not a curated record. The transcript is spliced from 7 exons. Gene Ontology annotation, molecular function: ATP binding; MAP kinase activity.